This is a messenger RNA of Ooceraea biroi (clonal raider ant), 913 nucleotides long. RefSeq lists its product as uncharacterized. The record is from RefSeq and is a predicted model, not a curated record. Gene Ontology annotation, cellular component: mitochondrion. Gene Ontology annotation, biological process: mitochondrial respiratory chain complex I assembly. NCBI's taxonomy places the organism in Eukaryota, Metazoa, Arthropoda, Insecta, Hymenoptera, Formicidae.
AACGUUCGUAAUUCCAAACGUGCGUCUGAUGCGUAUACACAACAACGAUGGAAAAAUGGAAGAACGUACAUACAGUUAAUUGUGCGAACGGUUGCACCGGAGUUUCCGUUCUCGUGAGACCGGAAAAAUUACGAAAUGGAAGAGGUACAACGAUAUCACAUUCGGCACAGUUUGCCGCGAGAUAUCGAGAUAAUAUCAAAAGUUGAGGUCUUGAAGCAUCAAAAGGAAAUUCUUGAAAAGUGGAAGCCAUGGACCGAUGUGUACAUAACCUUACUUUCUAUCAGGCUACCAAGUUUCUCGUUGGCGAACGUUUAUACGAAUGGAGCCUGGAAUACGGACGCAAUAUUUUAGCUGGAGUAGCGGCAUUCACUGGCCUCUACAUUAACCGUAAAUUCAGAGCAAAAAUAAAACUGCGCGAUUUCGGGCACUUACCAACAGCACUGGGUCUCUUCAUGACUCCAACUGCAACAGUCUACUUAUUGCAAACCGAGUUUGUCCUGCACAAAUUAUUGGCAUACGAGGUUUCUUGUCCCGUGUGUCUGGAAUCCAAGUCCGCCGCGAUGCAAAUCUUUGGCGGAAUGUUCUUGGCUUUACUAGGAGCGCCGCUUGCCAAUUUCUCAAUUGCUGCUGGCAGUGGAAGGUUCAGUGUACCACUUCGAAAUGAUUUUAGAGGAAUGCUUAAAAUCACUCGAUCAGCCUACCAGCCAUUACUUCCCAAACUUGCGAUACUGUUCACCGUUAACGCAUUGCUAGCCGGUUUUAUAACACACUCGCAAGUAGAAUCUUUUAUUUACAUAGAACAGAUGCAGCAUCUUAUGGAGCAAGAUAAAACGGAAAGGCUUAAAAUACAGGAUGGUUUUUAAAUUUGAUGUAUAUAAUUGUGAUUGUGUAAUAAAAUAUAGUGUAAAGGAAA